Messenger RNA from Colletotrichum lupini, 1149 nucleotides. RefSeq lists its product as uncharacterized. The record is from RefSeq and is a predicted model, not a curated record. Gene Ontology annotation, biological process: fungal-type cell wall organization. Lineage: Eukaryota; Fungi; Ascomycota; Sordariomycetes; Glomerellales; Glomerellaceae. Gene Ontology annotation, cellular component: cell cortex of cell tip; plasma membrane. Bases 1 to 1149 code for a protein of 382 amino acids. The transcript is spliced from 4 exons.
AUGCUCGGCAUCGGAGGCCGGCUAUCUGCCAUCGUUCCAAUUAUUGCUUCGGCUGUCGCUGUCGCACUUUCUAUUGUGCUGCUUGCAGCUGGAACAAACACAAGUAAUGGAGGCAACAACUACUGGUUGUCGCUAAACACAUCGAAAAUCGGUCAAGACAUUGUUCAAAUCAAGGCAGCCAACAACACCAACGGCGGAAAUGGAGGCGGCAGCAUUAUCCCGGGCAUCCCCGCACCCAACGAUCCGACCGGCAUCACGGAGGGCCUCGGGAGUGUUCUGGGAGGUUUGCUUGGUAACUUGACGAACGCAGUCGGUGAUGGUGUCUCGGAUAUCCAGGGCCAGCUCGUGGGAAACUUGACGCAGCUGUUGGGCGUCAAGGACAACUACCGGCUCUACCUGACAAAGAUGUGCGAAGCGACCUACGCCAAUGACAACGACCCGAACAGCAAAGUCACUUUUGACAAAUGCGAAAGCUACGAUAACACAGGAGCUGGUAUGUUUUCUCUACUUUACCAACAGUCUGCUCAUGUCAGGAAGAUUUUUGUACUAACGCGAAAGUCACUAGGCCUGCGAAACAUCACCAACUCAAUCCCCUCCUCCUUCGUCGUCGGCACCGCAAACGUCUCCGUCCCCCUCGUGGCCGCCAUGGCAGGAACACUAGACCAAGUUGUCGACCUCGCCAGCGGCGGCGCAAAAGCAAUGAUGGCCCUCCUCGCCAUCGGCACAAUCUCCACCGGCAUCGUCCUCCUCGCCACGCUGCCAAUCCUCAUCGUCGGCUUCAUGCGCGUCCUCGUCCUCGUCUCCCUCGUCUUCUCCAUGCUCGGCGCUUUCGUCCUCCCGUCCUUCGCCAUCGUCACCACCUCGCUCAUUUACGGCGGCAAGAGCAUGCUCAACAAGUCCAUGGCUGCGUUUGGCAUGCAGAUUCAGACGGGCGGGCCGUUUGUGGCCAUGGCGUGGGUUGCGGCUGUUGCAUCGAUGGCGGCGGCGUCGUAUUGGUUCAUAGUUUGGUUUGUGAGCUUUAGACGUACUGCGUUCAGCAGGCGUAAGCGUACGGAGAACGAAAUUGGUAACUGGCGUGGUAUUUUCCGCGAGGUGAAGGGGGAUAUGCUACAUACUGAAAAGGUGGAGGUCCUGCACUAUGUGUACUGA